GAUGGUCCACUGGGCAGGCCGUAUAGAGAAGGAGCUAGAGAAGGUGCUGCAGCUGGUGACUGGAGUUCAGCAGAUGAAAGCGAUAUACAGUGAGAAGAGGAGUCAGUUUGAUGUGAAGAGAAAUUCGCCCAAAGAACUCGUGGAAAAGGUCGCCCGCGACAUCGCCCGAUUGCUUGACAGCAAGGGCAGCGCCCUGAAGAAACUGGCCGAUGCCGCAGAGCAGCUACAGAAGGAACACACCUGGCAAGACAACAUCAAAGAGGAGGACAUUGAGUAUUAUGAUGCCAAAGCUGACUCUGACAACUCAGAUGAAGGAGAUGAAGAGAACCUGAUGAGGAACCCACAGUCACUGACACUAGAGUUUGUGGAAGAUCCAAACUUUAAAAAGAAGAUCAACUACUCCUACACCGCAGUGCAGAUCCCCACAGACAUCUACAAGGGCUCACCAGUGAUUCUGAAUGAACUGAACUGGACUCAGGCCUUAGAGAAAGUGUUUAUGGAGAACAGUCGUGAUGAUCCCUCUCUACGCUGGCAGGUCUUCGGCAGUGCCACAGGUGUCACCCGAUAUUACCCAGCCACUCCCUGGAAAGCCCAGGACAAGAUCGACUUGUAUGACGUGCGAAGACGACCUUGGUAUAUCCAGGGUGCCUCCUCUCCCAAGGACAUGGUCAUUAUCGUAGAUGUGAGUGGCAGUGUUAGUGGACUGACACUGAAGCUGAUGAAAACCUCUGUCAUAGAGAUGCUAGAAACUCUGUCUGACGACGACUACGUCAACAUAGCACGGUUUAAUGAGAAGGCCGACGCAGUGGUGUCCUGCUUUAAGACUCUGGUCCAGGCAAACGUGAGGAAUAAGAAGAUCUUUAAGAGAGAGGUGAUGCGGAUGGAGGCCAAGGGCACCACGGAUUAUAAAUCUGGAUUCCAGUUCGCCUUCGAACAACUUCUCAAUGAGACAAGUGCUCCGAGGGCAAACUGUAAUAAAAUGAUCAUGAUGUUCACAGAUGGAGGAGAGGACCGUGCUCAGGACAUUUUUGAGAAAUACAACUGGCCCAAUAAAACGGUUCGAGUGUUCACCUUCUCCGUCGGGCAGCACAAUUACGACGUCACUCCUCUGCAGUGGAUCGCUUGCGCCAAUAAAGGGUACUACUUUGAAAUUCCAUCUAUCGGAGCCAUAAGAAUUAACACACAGGAGUAUCUGGACGUCCUGGGUCGGCCCAUGGUACUGGCAGGGAACCGGGCCAAGCAGGUCCAGUGGACCAACGUUUACCAGGAUGCUCUGGGUUUGGGCCUUGUAAUUACUGGGACCAUGCCAGUUUUCAACCUCACUGCUGAUGGAAGCUCACAGAAUCAGCUUAUACUUGGAGUUAUGGGUGUGGACAUUGCUCUCAGUGAAAUUAAAAAACUAACACCACAGUAUAAACUUGGAGCAAACGGUUACACGUUUGCCAUUGAUCCCAAUGGCUACGUUUUGCUUCACCCAAACCUUCAGGAGCCUAAGAUCAUUAACUUCAGAGAGCCAGUCACGCUGGACUUCCUGGACGCCGAGCUGGAGGACAACAACAAAGAAGAGAUCCGCCGCCAGAUGAUUGACAGAAAGCCAGGACAGAGGAAAGUCAAAACCCUUGUGAAGUCUAUUGAUAAGAAGUACAUUGAUGAGGCUCUGAGGACAUACAUAUGGACCCCGGUGAACGGCACGGAUUACAGUCUGGCUUUGGUGCUACCCACUUACAGUGAGAACCACAUCAGAGCCAACCUUAGUGACCAGAUCCUCCAGGUCCAGUGUAAAGUAACAAGUGAUUUUGAGUCUUUGCUGCCGAGCAGUUUUGAAUCGGAGGGACACGUGUUUAUAGCUCCCAGGGAAUACUGCAAAGAUCUGGAACUUUCUGAGAACAACACGGAGUUCCUAAUGAAUUUCAUCUCUCUUAUGGAGAAGGUCACACCGGACUCGGAGCGCUGCGACAAAUUUUUGCUCCAUAAUCUGAUCCUGGACACUGGCAUCAUCAGACAGCUUGUGGAGAAAGUGUGGAAAACUAUGGACCUCAACACGUACGGAUUCUUGGCUGUCUUUGCAGCUACAGAUGGAGGAAUCACUAGAGUUUUCCCUAACAAGGCGGCUGAGACCUGGGUGGAGCACCCUGAGCCCUUUAACACCACAUACUAUCGGCGCAGCCUGGAUAAUAAGGGUUAUCUCUUCAGUGCUCCAUACCGCACCUCGAGCGACGACUUUUUCGGCACAGAGAAUGACACCAUGGGAAUUCUGGUGAGCACAGCUGUGGACAUCACUGUGGGCUCCAGAACCAUCAAACCAGCAGUGGUUGGUGUAAAAAUGGACCUUGAGGCCUGGACUGACAAAUUUAAAAUCCUUGCCAGUAACCACACAGACAGUCGUCAGGGCUCACAAAUGUGUGGACCAACCAGCGGCUGUGAGAUGGACUGCUGGGAAAAUACUGAUGACCUGUUGUGCUUUCUGAUCGACGACGGAGGAUUUCUUAUCAUGUCCAAUCAGAAGGAGCACAUGACUAAGGUGGGAAUGUUCUUCAGUGACGUGGACGAGUCCUUGAUGCACGCGCUGUACAACAACUCCUUUUUCAACCGCAAACAGUCCUUCGACUACCAGUCGCUGUGUCGCCCCACACUCAACACCAACACCGGGGCCGCGCCCAGAGGGGUGUUUGUGCCCACCAUAGCAGACUUCCUGAACAUAGCCUGGUGGACUUCAGCAGCAGCCUGGUCCCUCUUCCAGCAGAUGCUGUACGGAUUCGCCUACCAAAGCUGGUUUAUGACAGAUGAUGUGGAUGCAGAUGGCAUUGAGACCAGAGAGACGACAUGUGUAACCAUGCAGACACAAUACUACUUCAGCAAUAUCAGCAGUGGAUAUGAUAUACUUCAGGACUGUGGCAACUGCUCCAGACUAAUCCAUGCCAAGAGACUAAAGAACACUAAUCUGUUAUUUGUGGUGGCGGAGAAGUUGUCCUGUACCACGUGUGAGCUGGAGAAACUCACUCAGACCGACAUGGAAUAUGCUGAAGCAGACUCCUGUGCUGAAAUGAAUGUAGCUCGCUAUAGAAAAGGCCCGUCAACCUGUUUCGACUACAACGUCUCUGAAAACACCUCAGACUGUGGGCGGGGCCACUCUUUCCGUCCGUCGCUCCGUACUCUACUCCUCCUCCAGGCUCUCCUCCUCUCUUUAGUGGCUGGUCCCUACGUAUUGCCUUUCUCUCUUUAA
Chanos chanos (milkfish) is the source of this 3223-nucleotide messenger RNA. It is a transcript of the gene cacna2d2a, whose product is annotated as calcium channel, voltage-dependent, alpha 2/delta subunit 2a. The record is from RefSeq and is a predicted model, not a curated record. Bases 2 to 3223 code for a protein of 1073 amino acids. The transcript is spliced from 38 exons. Gene Ontology annotation, cellular component: voltage-gated calcium channel complex. Gene Ontology annotation, molecular function: voltage-gated calcium channel activity. NCBI's taxonomy places the organism in Eukaryota, Metazoa, Chordata, Actinopteri, Gonorynchiformes, Chanidae.